This is a messenger RNA of Botrytis cinerea B05.10, 5117 nucleotides long. RefSeq names its product Bcmot2 (gene Bcmot2). The record is from RefSeq and is a predicted model, not a curated record. The coding region runs from base 229 to 4689 and encodes 1486 amino acids. Lineage: Eukaryota; Fungi; Ascomycota; Leotiomycetes; Helotiales; Sclerotiniaceae. Gene Ontology annotation, biological process: protein ubiquitination. Gene Ontology annotation, cellular component: CCR4-NOT complex. Gene Ontology annotation, molecular function: RNA binding; ubiquitin-protein transferase activity; metal ion binding. The transcript has 6 exons.
GAUCUCUUUCCCACUUCACAACAAUACCAUUACAUUGCAUAGAAUUCUACGUAUCGAUACCGGAAAAUCCGCAUCUCAUACCUAGAGUAUUGAUAAUUUAAUAAUACUCUCACAAUACUUAACAACGCGCUGUAUUCAUUAGCGCAUCAAAAACCAUCGUAUCAGAACCAAAUUCACACCUUUCUGGAAUUUUGUCCCGUUGUUCAAUCGCACAUUUGAACACUCAAAAUGGCACCUCAAGACAGCUUCAUCGAUGAAGAUGAUGAUACCUGCCCACUUUGCGUUGAAGAAUUCGAUCUUUCCGACAAGAACUUUCAACCAUGUCCUUGCGGCUACCAGAUAUGUCAGUUCUGCUACAAUAAUAUCAAGAACAAUAUCAACGGUCUCUGUCCUGCCUGUCGAAGAGCUUAUGACGAGAAGACAAUAAAAUGGAAAGUUGUAACGCCUGAAGAAGUCGCUCAAUUUAAGGCCAAUGUCCAAAAGAACGCCAAAAAGAAAGCCGAAAUAAGACAAAAAGAAGCACAAAAACGAGAAGUGGAAAGUCUAAAUCGAAAGCAUCUAGCGGGUUUACGAGUUGUACAGAAAAACUUGGUAUAUGUCAACGGUCUAAGUCCCAGUAUACGAGAGGAUGAGCUCCUCCAAACCUUACGCGGCGAGAAAUACUUUGGCCAGUAUGGAAAGAUCCUCAAGAUCGUGGUCAGCAAAUCCAAACAGAACGACUCAGGUCAGAAUUUUGGAGUUUAUGUUACGUUUGCUUCGAAGCUGGAUGCCGAGCGGUGCAUAACAGCUGUCAACGGUUCUACAAACGGUGACCGAGUCUUAAGAGCGCAAUUAGGAACCACGAAAUACUGUUCGGCAUAUCUGCGGAAUGAAAAUUGCACAAAUAAGAAUUGCAUGUUCUUGCACGAACCAGGCGACAAUGAUGAUAGUUACUCUAGGCAAGAUUUGUCGUCCAUUAACAGCGUGAACUCACAACGACCUCUGCCGACCAAGGCAUCUUCAUCCCGCACUCAAGCUCAAGCAGCACCACCAAUUCAACAAGCACAACCUUUAGCUGCCGCUGCACAACCAAUGGCACGUGAAGGAAGCAAAGAUGAUUCGGACAAUGGAGAUGGCCCCGCUCUCCCAUCAACAGCUAACUGGGCCAAUCGUGGAGUACAGCAGCAACGCAGCAGAAGAGGAAGUCAUGCUACUAGCGCUGCUGCUCCCAGUCCUGCCAUCUCAAAUGCUAUUCCUUCCGCACCUGAAGCUGUCGAAGAAGAAACUCCAGAGCUUGUUGAAGAUCAAGAAGAAUCGUCUGAGGAAGCUAGCCCCAUCGAAGCUCGAGAACCCACCCCUUCGAUUGAAGAUGUGUCGCAUCCUGAAAAGGAAGCUUUUGGCGCCGAACUGCUUAGGUCAAUCAAUUCAGAUGUGCUCAGCUGGGAUGGUCCAAAGAUUCAUGAAGAUGAUCUUGCGUCAUUUCCACCACUCUUCGAUGAUCAUGGUGGAGAAAAGCGUCGUUUGAUGCGCGAGCAACAACAGGAGGAGGAGCGUCUUCACAUGGAGCAGGAAUCGCAGGCUGAUCUUCAAUCUGUACCUGAGCCUGUGGAAGAACAAGAACCGGAGAGUGGUAGUCUACAACUGGGUGGCGAGCCAGAGGAUAACGGACGAGAAAUUAACCAACCUCCUGGAUUUCAACGUCGUCAGAGUUCUCAGCUGCCAAUCCAGCGUGGCUCUACCAACGGGCCGUUUGGCCCAAGUCUUGGACAACAACAAAACUACCAGAAUAUCAGCAAUUUGGGUUCUGUUAAUGGACGAUCGCUCACUCCAUUACAGCAGUCACAACUUUCAAUGUUCAAAUCCCCAUCGGGUGUCCCACCAAGCUUCAUGGACCACAUUUCGUCCCCGGUCGGACUCGGAAAUCCAUUAAACCAGAAUAACGCACUCUUCCAACAACCAGGCCACAACAGACAAUCUUCUCGGUACAGCUUUGCUGGAGAUGGUGCCGCUGGGCCAUCGUCCAUCAAACCUUCUGCCAAUUCCAAGAUGAUGCAACAGCAAGCUUCAAUGAUGCCUCCUUCAAGUCAUCCUCAACAAGGAUUCCAGUCCUUUAAUCCUUCAAUCCCAGCUCCUCCAGGACUUUCGGGUCUGAAGUCCAACACCCCACCUAUUGGCGGAGGGAUGUUUGGCCAAGGCCAUGGAUUUGGUAAUACGAUGGGAGGUGGUUCGGCUUUCGGAGGAGCUAACAAGGAGAACGGUAGUGAGAUGCUUCGUGAAAUUUUGAGGGGUCGUCCUAGUGCUGGCGGCAAUCAGGGUCUUGAUACAAGUAAGCUCGAUCUUGCGGACCCAAGUAUCUUGCAGGCGAGAAUGCAGCAUCAACAACAGAGCAAUGCCGGAGUCGGACAGGGGCUGUUUGGUCAGGCUCAAGAAGAUUCAACUUUCGACGAAAGCAUUUUGCACAGUGUGGACGCUUUGGUAUCAGAUAGUGUACCAGAUGACUCACCCAUGAGAUAUGGUGAAAUGUCUCGAGAGGUAUCUCGAUCGAGCACUCCGGCUUUCCCACCUGGGCUACCAAAUCCCCAUGGACACCCUCCUCCAGCAAUCCGCGAAGAUCCAAUUGGAAAACCCUCCAAGACAAUUUCAGUAGCUGCUCCGUUCACACCAUCGAGACAAGUUAGCAUGGCAUAUCCUCCCCGUAUUGCCACACCACUCGCCAUGUCUCAACCAUCAACACCUUCUCCCGUCAAGUCUAAAGCUUUACCUGCCCCUGCCCCUACCCCUGCCCCUGAGAUAUUAGCGUCUGAAGCACAAACAAAACAUGAAACCAAAGGCAUUUCCUCUAGUAUGUUGAAAGAUACAGCAGCUCAGUCUAGUACAGUGCCUGUAGUUCCAACAACUCCUUCACACCCUGCAGCAACCACUCCGGCAACUCCAACGCCUUACUCCACCGAUGAUUUUCCAGCCCUCGGGACACAGAAGGAAACAAAACCUGCACCGAAGAAAGUAUCAAAAUCAGUUGCCUCCUCUUCCAAGGCGCCAUCUACAUCAAGAAUCUCGAAUGCACAGAAAGGUACAAAGGCAAGCGAGCAGAAAACAGCGCCAUCUGUUUUGACUAUUUCAGCUUCCACGAAUCCUACUACUAAUAUAGUGGACACCAUUGAGAAGCCCAGUCAAAAUGUUGCUCCAACGUCAGAUUUUCCCUCGCUACCAGUGUCAGCGGUAUCAGCAGUGAGACCUCCCUACAUUCAUAAAGUUUUGACUAUUAAUUCUUCGGCACUAAAGGGCGAGACGGUUACAAUGGGAAGCCCUGCUCCAACUUCGGCAACAUCCGUAGCUCCGUACCCCGCACAUUUUCCUGAUACUACGAGUGAGCAUGACAAUGCGUCCCUUAUGUCCGCAACAGCUUCGAGAGCGAGCUCACCUGGUCCGUCCAGGAAUGGACAGCCGCGACCCACUCGCAACACGGCAAAGACAAAAAGGGAUAAGGCUGCGAAGAAGGAACAGGCUCUGGAAGAUCAAAUGGCAGCUGCAGCUGAAGCCAAGAAAGUUGGAGAACAAGAGCCAAUCAUGGGCAGAAAGACAAAGAAGAGGGAUAGGCCGAAUGCUAAAAGUGCCCCUAGUGCUCCUACCUCGGCGCCUAGCAGACCACCAUCACCUCCGCCCGUCGUGGUUGCCCGUGAAGAGAGUAAGCCUGCAGAACCUAUUGUACCAGAAAAGCAUGUCUCAACUAGCAGUGACAAACCUGUCAAUAAAAGUGAGGGAAAGGGCAAGAAUAAGGCAAAGGGGCAACAACCUACACCUCUACCCGAGGCACCAAAGGUUUCUGUGGUCGAAAAUGAGGAAAUUGUAGAAAAGCGUACAGGUCCAAGCCCAGCCAGCCUUGCCCCCUUUGUCUCAAAUUUAUCUGAGAUAUUGAAAACCCCGCCUGGUAUCAGUAAUGAGAGGAAGAGAGAGAAGGAUAAUUUUGGACCAGCUUUCGCCGAAGCGCUUGCAAAACUUGAUGUAAGUCCUGAGGAACGAGCCGAGUUGAACGCAGGAAACACUGUUCACAAGAUUGCCUCGGGAUCGAUCCGGAUCAUGUUGACACCCAAUGGGGAUUGUGUUCGCAAUCUCACUCCUGAUGAAGAGAAGCGAUACUUGGAGCUCCAAGCGAGAAUUGCAGCCAAUGCUGGUCCUACUGCAUUUGUUUCCGGACUGCAAAACACAGGCGUUGGAUUCAAUUUGGUUGGCGGUCGCGCGGUUCCAAAUGGACCUGCUUCAUAUUUCCCCACAUCCAUGUCCACCGGCAAUACUACACCUAUGGAUGCGGUCAGCAAGAUUCAGCGUGAUGAAGCUUUAAAUUACAUUAACCAAUAUGUUCUACCAUCUCUCUCUAACAACCCCCAGUUAGAAAAGGCACUUAGUGCGAAUGUUCUGGCGGGUGACACUGCACUUCAAGGGAGCGAGACUUCCAGCUGGUCCCCCUUGAAUGGAAAUUAUCACGCUCAAGACUUUCAUGACAUGGACCUCAAUGAUAGGGUUGCAAACUAUACUGCGGGUUUUGCGGGGCAUCGAAAUUCUGAUGAUGGACGACAGGAUCGAAAUGUUCAAUUACUAACUGAAAAGGAGUCAGAGUCUGCAAUGCAAAUCGCAAAGAAGGAGACCCAAGAAUUGGAGAAAAGACUUCUAGCUGUGUUGAAGAAAAACAGAAAGUUGUUGACAGGUCAUUGAAUAGAAUGUUCUUGUGGAAAGGGGAGACCGGUUGUUUCAGAGCAACGUUUUCACUUGUGAGAGGCCCGCCUGUUCACCAUUUAACAUAAUGGGACUGAGAACUCGAGCGGAGAACAUGGUGGAAAGGAUGAUGAAAUAACGACGAUGCAAUGAAUUGUAAGAUUAUUAUGUGUGUGUUUAUCACUGUAUUGAUACUUGUAUGGAUUAUAGGAUGGACGUGUGGGUUCACGCCGCAGUGGAAGAGCACUGAUUGUGAAGGAUUUAUGGAAGAUGGAAAGGGCGCAAGUCAUACACCACAAGCAUUGAUUGCUUCUAGCGUGAUUUUCAAGAUCUCAAAGAUCGAUAGCGAUACCUUUUCACUGUUGUAUCAUAGCACAGUAUACCACACUUAUUAGCAUAGCAACCGACCGUGGAAUUUCUAUAUAGCA